AUGCGAAAGAUAAGAUAUGGGAGGUGGGGUCCUAUGGAAGCAGAAGAGAAAAGGAAAAAAGAUGAGGAACUUGAGAAACAAAAACAGCUUGAGGAAGAAUCUGCCAAGGAGGAUGCUGAUUCAAAGCUUUCGAACGUUUUAGACAGGCUAGAUACACUAGAAGGUGUCGUUAAGGAAAUUGUGGAUGACAAAAGGAAACUCUAG
This is a messenger RNA of Miscanthus lutarioriparius, 204 nucleotides long. NCBI's taxonomy places the organism in Eukaryota, Viridiplantae, Streptophyta, Magnoliopsida, Poales, Poaceae. The record is from the annotation of a GenBank genome assembly.